This is a messenger RNA of Rotaria socialis, 471 nucleotides long. NCBI's taxonomy places the organism in Eukaryota, Metazoa, Rotifera, Eurotatoria, Philodinida, Philodinidae. The record is from the annotation of a GenBank genome assembly.
AUGUCUGCCGUUCAACGCAGUCUUUUUGAUAGAAUUGCAGCUGAAGGUGUUCACUUUGCAUUAUGGACAUCAAUUAUGAGUGUUGGUGGUGGUUUAGAAGAAAUACUUGUGAAUCAUGAUGCACGUGUGAGUAUUUCUGGUGAACAUGCCAUACCAGAACUACUGGAAACAUACAAACGAUCUAAAGUUUUAACAAAUUUAUUGUUAUUUAUAAGUGGCAUUUCAGGUGCAUUCGCUUAUCAACAAACAAAAGAUAAAUAUUGGCUUGUUGGUUCAGGUUUAAUGAUUGCUGGAAUUCCAUAUUGUGCUUUGCUUGAAAGUCCAGUUGCUGAACAAUUGAAGUAUCUAACACUUGAUGCUAAAUCAGAAAAAGCGAGAUCAUUAUUAACUUCGUGGGGAAAUAUUCAACUUGGUAAAUUAGCACUGGCUGUUGGAGGAGCUAGUGUGUUCUAUUGGUUUGCCCGUCGCUAA